CUUCACAUCCCAGGACGUGGUCCCCGUUGGUGGGAGAAGAGGGUCCCUGUUUUAAUCACUUGAAUCUGAUUUCUGGGGAAUCAAGACCCCCGGGAAACUAGUAUUUUCUUGGGCGACCUCAGGUUGGAGACCAAGUCCUGCAGGCGACAUUUGUUCGCGACAUCUAGAGAUAACCCUUUCUCCAAACUCAAGACUUCUUAUAUCCACACUCCCGUUUUCCCUCUCCCCGCCAAGAAUAGCUAUGGACAACGACAUUCCAAUACCGUUUUCUGCAGUUCUCAGAGUAAAGAGUGCACGUCCGGACGUGCGUUCGAGACCACAUGCACCCGGUUCGCAGCGCGGCGGAACCGCUCGACAAUGCAAACCCCGGGUGUCCCGCCCCGCCUCCAUUGCGAGUCCCAGAGUUUGCUCCGCCCACGCCCCGCCCCCGCCCUGCCCCUCAACCCCGCCCUAUGCUCGCUCUGCCCCUCUGCCGCGUCCAGGACUUUCUCAGCUUCCUUCACCUGGCCUCGCAGGACCUCCCCCGGCCCGUGCCCGCCACAGCUCCCCGGGCGCGGCCCGCCUCCUCCGCGGCCCUCAGCUGCUCCCCCAGCUCGCCCCGCCCUCGCCCCUCUCCUUCCGCUUUCCAGAGCGGCUCCCAGAGCUCGCGCCGCGUGGGGUCUCGUCUCCUUGGCGACGACGCAGUGUGUUCAGCUCCUGGCUCACGGCACCGCGCGAUCCCCGAGCUGUGCUGGCCUUCGGUGUCCGCCCUGAGGACGGGCGGUGUGAGAGAACCACGGACAGGUUCGGGCUUUGGGGCUCCACGGCUGCCGAGGCGGCGCUCGGAAAGGAACCAAAGUAUAGACAGAACGGCAGAUUGCUAGUGUUUGAUCCAAAGGCAAAAGUGAUUGAGCCAAAUGAAGCAAUGUCAGAUAAAUGCCUCUUUGGACUCAGAUCAAGAUUGGCAAGCAAACUUUGUACCUCACCAACACAAGUCUCUCUAAAUGUAGCUAGGACAAUCUCAGAAAAGAGGGAAGUCCCUUCAAAAAAUAUUGAAAAACUAGCCUCUUUAAGGAAUACUGAAAAUAGAGCAUCUUCAAACAGUAUUGAAAAUAAAGAUACAGAAAUAAAUCUACAGUCUAAACUAUGGUCAUCUUCCUUCUUAAAGGAAGGCACAGGUCAAGUGGGCAAAGAUUCAGUCUUUUCAGAGCAGGAGAAAAAUAACGAAUAUUACCUUCAGGAUACUGAUGAUAAGUUAUCUGAAUCGACAGAUGAUGAUGGUGAAGAUGAUACCACUGAUGAUGAUAAUGAUGAAGACCGUAACCGUAAUAAGGAUACUCAUGCCCCAUUAGAGUUAAUGGCAGAAUUCCUGAGAGCAGAAAUGGGCCGAGACUACCAUUUGGCAAAAAAAUUAUGUCAGAUGAUUCUAAUCUAUGAACCAGAAAAUCCUGAGGCCAAGGAGUUUUUCUCACUUAUUGAAGAAAUGUUGCUGAUGGAGAAAUCUCAAAAUCUUGAGGAAGGUGAUGAAGAUAGUGAAGAAGACAGUAGCGGUGAGAGUGAAGGAGAGAGCAGUGAGAAGCUAAGUGAAGACAGCCCUGAUGAAUGUGAAGAUGGGUGAUGAAGGUUGCUGCUCUGGUUUAAUCUUCAUGUAUUUUCAUUACUGUAUACAUGGCAAUAUAAAGGAGAAAGCUGCAUUUUA
This is a messenger RNA of Hyaena hyaena (striped hyena), 1678 nucleotides long. RefSeq names its product glutamate rich 2 (gene ERICH2). The coding region runs from base 242 to 1597 and encodes 451 amino acids. The record is from RefSeq and is a predicted model, not a curated record. The transcript has 10 exons. Lineage: Eukaryota; Metazoa; Chordata; Mammalia; Carnivora; Hyaenidae.